This is a messenger RNA of Notothenia coriiceps (black rockcod), 2996 nucleotides long. RefSeq names its product CLN8 transmembrane ER and ERGIC protein (gene cln8). Gene Ontology annotation, cellular component: endoplasmic reticulum; membrane. The transcript has 3 exons. Gene Ontology annotation, molecular function: ceramide binding. Bases 320 to 1186 code for a protein of 288 amino acids. Gene Ontology annotation, biological process: lipid homeostasis; phospholipid metabolic process; nervous system development. NCBI's taxonomy places the organism in Eukaryota, Metazoa, Chordata, Actinopteri, Perciformes, Nototheniidae. The record is from RefSeq and is a predicted model, not a curated record.
CCAAUAGGAUGGAUCGGGUUCUGGUUCUCCCUUAGCGGACGACAUGUAUUGACCAAUGGGAUGUCCGGAUGUUUAAAGUGGGCGUCACUUCCUGUUUGCAAGUCAUAUGACCAAAUUGAAGUCGUAUGAUCAUGAUGUGUAUUGUGGAAACUGCACAAACACACAAAGCACCGGGACACCGUGUUCAUUGGGAAGUGGGAACUCCUCUGCUGAAUAUGUUCGGAAUGAUGUCCGCUGACUAGUGUGCGGUGACCCACAUAUCAUGCACCUACGAGCCCCUUCCAGUCUCACCUUCAGCUGAGCCCCUCCCUCAAACAUCAUGCAUCCUGACCAACAGCCCAGCCCUCUCCCCCAUCCCAGUGCAGCGUACUUCUCUUGGGACUACCGCCUUCACCUUAUUGGCCUAGGCUUUGGCUUCUAUGCAGGGAUAUUCCUCCUCUCCCACCUCCUGUCUGUGGCCUUUUCCAGCACCUACAAGUCCCUGAUAGCUAAGGAGAAGGUCUUCUGGAACCUGGCUGCAACUCGGGGAGCCUUUGGCAUCCAGAGCACUGUAGUGGGUCUCAGAUGCCUGACUGAGGACUCAGCAUUAACCAGAGACAAAGUGAGAGGACAGGAAGACUGGUCCUGGUUCAACGUCCUCACAGCCACAGGCUUCUUUGUGUUUGAGAAUGUAGCUCUUCAUGCUUCCAGUGUGGCAUUUCGGUCAUUUGAUCUGCCACUGGCGACACACCACUUCUUUGCCUUGUCAGGGUACGCAGGAGCGGUGGUGUGUGAUUCAAUGGGCCACUUCCUGCCAAUGGUUACACUGCUGCUGGAGAUGAGCACGCCUUUCACAUGUAUAUCCUGGAUGUUACUGAAGGCUGGCUGGGCUCGCACCCUGCUUUGGAGAGCCAACCAGUGGGUGAUGAUCCACACUUUCCACUGCCGCAUGGUGCUCACAUACCACAUGUGGUGGGUGUCUUUUACCCACUGGAGCGACCUCAGAACCCAUAUGGCAACGCCCUUACUCCUCCUCUUCUUCAUCGGCCUCACUCUGCUCACGUGUGUCCUCAACCCCAUCUGGACGCACAAGAAGACCAUGCAGCUGCUCAACCCUGUGGACUGGAACUUUGGAAACAAGCCGGCCCUUGUAAAUGGCGCCAUGGAGGGUCGCUCUGAAGCUCCUGUCAAACCCCACGCCAGCUAAUGUGCACCACCGAGGAUCUUUUCUGAAUAUGCCAUAUUUUUUCCGUUUCGAGUGAUGUGUGAAGUUACUUUGAGAGUGGCGAGAGCUUGAUGGAUUGUUGUUUUAUAAAACUUUUGUGGGAGCAAUUUCAGUAUUGCAAAGCACAAAGUCAACAAUGUAAAUUGAAUUUAACAUCUGAGGAUGGACCCUCAGUCAAGCAAGUGAGCCCAGAACAAAAUACACAAGACAGGUUUUUUUUGAUAGUGCAUGCAGACUGACUGAUAUGUGCAAGGUCGGGACAAGAUAGUAUAUUUCUCCUUAUGUCUAAGCAAGCACCGGACAGAAUCUUUUCAAAACAACUGAGUAAUUCAGGACAUCAUUAUCAUCAUUAUGUCUCUUGACAUUUGGUGAAACACCAGCAGUUCCUUACAGUAUUUGCAAAUGAUUAUGAAAAAGACAUAGCUUUCCAAUCUGGAAAUGUCACAUCAAUCACUUUUGUGAUUCAAAAGGCCCCUACAGUUUAACCAUGUCUGGAACUAUUUUGUUAAACAUUGCUACAUUGUCUUCCCUCAGGCUUUACUUUGUUGUUGGAUUAUUUUUGAUAAGAUUUCAUUAGGUUUGGUUAUAUGGGGCAGUGGUCUAGCAUGGAGCACAAACUUACAAAUUGAAGCUUGUACAGACAGGAGUCUUAACACUUUGAAGCAACUUAACACAUGCAGUAUUUAAAUAUUUACAGCCGAUAUUGCACAAUAUCUAUCUUUGACUACUGACAGCUUUUUGUCUGAUGCUAAUAAUAAUAAUAAUAACAACAGACACUUAAUAAGUUCUGUGGGGACAAGAACCCCCCAUUAAUCAUGAGGACUUUUUAAUACAUCGCACUUUGGUGCUGAUUUGGCAGAGUAGGAAAGGACAUUAGUUACGUUUAAACAUUGGGGUUCUAUAGGCUACUUGCUGCAGCUAUUACAUACUAAGUCGACAAUUGGAUCAGUCCAUUUACUGGUGCUUCUGCACUGGGAGUCCUCCCUCAGAAUAGAGGGAAAUAUUUACCGCCUUUUGAAGGACUGGCCCACUCCAUUUUUUGUUCAAAAUUGAGAUUUGAUGUUGAAAUGCAUGGCCGGUGUUAAGGAUUAGCUAAUGUUGAUCCUGAUCUUUUUUGGGGGCAUUUUGCAUCAAGAAAAGUGUUAUUUCUACUUGUUCAAAAUAAGAAUUCGGGAAGAUGUUUUUGUUUUUCACACAAUAGCCUCAUUGUACUGGGAUCCUUGGCAUGGUGUGUUAGGAUUGUCCAUUGUCGUAUCUCUGGCAUCAGCAGCUUCGUUUGGUUCACUCAAAACAGCAAACUGGUCCUCUACCUUUCUCACAAUUUUGUCAGAGGCCCCACUCUAGCUCAUAUGUACGUUUGAUUAUACUCGGAAGAAUUAUAGACAUAUAAUGUUUACCCUACGUAUGAAUCUAUGUUGAAAAGUAACAGCUUUACAGUAUUAAGCAACACCUUGAGUUGAACCUGAGAAGUAUGAAGCUGGGUUUAGCUCAUCAAAAAUGAUCCAAAUAACUGUAAUCUGCCUCAGGACGAUGGAGAGGAAGCUACACAUUGUAUCCUUUUGAAUGGAGUGUUUUGUACAUGUGAUCUUACUAUAUUAUUACUAAAACAUUUCUAAUAUCGAAGAGUGUUUGAUUUUCACUUCACCUUUCAUUUGUUGUGAAAUAAUAUCAUUAACAUUAUGAGAUGGGUGGAGGAUUUCUUGGGAGCUCUAAGUUUUAACAUCCUGUCUGUGUUGGGAAAUGCAAUAACAUGAGUUAAUUUGAGUGACAAAAUAAAUGGUUUGCUCUCAAA